Messenger RNA from Stereum hirsutum FP-91666 SS1, 2640 nucleotides. Its product is annotated as glycoside hydrolase family 3 protein. Gene Ontology annotation, molecular function: beta-glucosidase activity. The record is from RefSeq and is a predicted model, not a curated record. Lineage: Eukaryota; Fungi; Basidiomycota; Agaricomycetes; Russulales; Stereaceae. Bases 5 to 2554 code for a protein of 849 amino acids. The transcript has 13 exons. Gene Ontology annotation, biological process: glucan catabolic process.
AACGAUGUCGCGGUCUUUCUUGGAUGCAUCUGUUCCCGAUCUUGUCAAUAAGCUUAGUUUGGACGAGAAAAUAUCUCUGCUUGCGGGCCCGAACUGGUGGAAUACUUCCGCCAUCGAACGCCUGGAGAUUCCGGCGGUCAGGAUGAGCGAUGGACCGAACGGCGUUCGUGGGUCGUCUCAUUUUCUUCCUACUCCAGCGCAUUGUUUGCCCUGCGCAACGUCGCUAGCUGCCACGUUCGAUGAGCAGCUUAUUCGUGAAGCCGGCGAGUUUCUCGCAGAAGAAACCAAGAUAAAAUCUUCCGUCAUCCUUCUCGCUCCCACUUGCAACAUUCAACGUUCUCCGCUCGGAGGGCGCGCGUUUGAGUCGUUCUCGGAGGACCCUCACCUAUCCGGUACUCUGGCCGCUGCAUAUGUCGCCGGUCUUCAGUCCAAAGGCGUCGCCGCUACCAUAAAGCACUUCGUUGGAAACGAUCAAGAGCACGAACGGACUGCUGCCAACUCCGCCGUAUCCGACCGCGCCCUUAGAGAGAUAUACCUAUAUCCGUUCCUGCUUGCUCAGAAGAUCGCGAAGCCGUGGGCUUUCAUGACUUCUUAUGGAAGGAUUGGUGGCGUCCACUGCUCAGAGAACCCAGACUUGCUUCAGAGGAUCCUUCGGGACGAGUGGAACUUCGAUGGAAUAGUAAUUAGCGAUUGGCACGGUACCUACGGCACUGCAGAAGCUCUCAAUGCAGGCCUCGACCUCGAGAUGCCGGGACCUCCUCGCUGGAGGACCUCGAAUCUCAUCUACCACACCCUGUCAUCGCAGAAACUCCUUCGUACCACCAUCGAUGAUCGCGUCACCGCCAUUCUCACUUUCGUGCAAAAAGUCGCCCGGAAAAAUCCAGAUAUCGUCUAUGGCGAUGGCGUCGAGCGUUCGCGCGAUUCUCCCGAGAUACGUGCGUUUUGCAGGCGUCUAGCUGCCAGUGGUGUUGUCCUCUUGAAAAACCAGAACGCCGUACUCCCCCUCACGCAGAGGAGAAUCAAGAGGAUCGCAGUUAUCGGCCCGAACGCUCGCGCUCGGGUUAUUUCCGGAGGAGGUUCUGCCGCUCUCAAACCGAAAUACGUCGUCACUCCAUGGGAAGGAAUAAAGCAGGCUGCUCCUGAGAGUGUCGAGAUCAAGUUCGAGCUCGGGUGUUAUGCCCACAAAUAUUUACCGACGCUCGAGAACCAGUUGACGACACCGGACGGGAAGCCCGGCUGGCUCUGCACCUUCUACACGCAGGAUGAGGAAGGUCACCCAGACCGUGCAGUUGCCAGCUUCGUCGUUGAAGACACUCGCAUCAAGUUGAACGACUUUUUGCCCGAAGGGAUGACUCCCGAGUGGACGAUCAAGCUCAGUGGAAGGCUUCUUGUUGAAGAAAGCGGCCCCUUUGACUUGGGACUCACCGUCGCAGGCCGGGCUAAACUGUGGAUCAACGAUAAACUUACUAUCGACAACUGGACGAGACAGACGCCAGGGGAUUUCUUCUACGGUCAGGGCACUAUCGAAGAAAAGGCAGUAGUUGAUCUCAUCGGCGGAGAGACAGUCGAGGUCCUGGUCGAGUACACCAACACGUCUCCGCCGGAUAGCGAAGGCGAUAGAGAUCUUUCACAACCCGCGUUGAUGCGUGGUGUCCGUUUAGGUGGUGCGGCGAAGAUAGACCCCGAUAAGGCCAUCGAGGACGCCGUUAGACUCGCGUCUCAAUCCGACGCGGUGAUAGUUGUUGCGGGUCUGACGCCGGAAUGGGAGAGUGAAGGCUUUGAUCGACCUUCCCUCGACCUUCCUGGCCGUCAAGACGAGCUGAUCAUGAGAGUUGGAAGAGUUAAUGCUAGUACCAUCGUUGUCGUGCAGUCUGGCUCUGCUGUCGCAAUGCCCUGGAUACACAGAGUCUCGGCGAUCGUUCAAGCAUGGUACCAGGGAAACGAAGUCGGCAAUGCCAUCGCAGACGUCCUCUUUGGCAAAGUCAACCCAUCUGGUCGACUGCCUCUCACUUUCCCCGUUCGCAUAGAAGACAUUCCGGCCUAUCCGAAUCUCCAAAGCGAGGCGGGCGAAAUCCAUUACAGGGAAGAUCUCUUUGUAGGAUAUAAGUACUAUCAGUCAAGGAAGGUGCAUCCACUGUUCCCUUUCGGUCAUGGCCUCUCAUACACGUCAUUUGAGUUCACGGACCUCACCAUUUCUGAACCCUCAUCUGAUGAUGUUGGAUUCGAGGUUCACAUUUCGCUAUCGGUCCGGAAUGUUGGUCCUGUCAUUGGCUCUGAGGUUGUCCAGUUAUAUGUGUCCUACCCACCUACAGGUAAUAUCAUCCCACAUCGGCAACUCAGAGGGUUUGUUAAGGUGCAUGAUCUUCAUCCGGGAGAGUCACAAGAGGCCGUCAUUGCCCUUGAUCGCUAUGCUUUCUCCUUUUGGGAUGCGGGAAAGGGGGUAUGGACUGUUGGCUCUGGUACCUAUGGCAUCUCUGUUGGAAACAGCAGUGACAGUCUGCCUUUGGAAGGAGAGGUGGUCAUGAAGAGAGGCCUGCAGUGGACAGGAGUUUAGAUAAUUUUUGUCUCUGUAGUGAGGAUUGUUUCUGUGCUGUGCUGGUGUUUUGUGUCUUUCUUACAAUAUAUAUAUAUAUACAUAGC